AUGUCAACAGGCUCGACUGCAAGUGAUCCUGAGGACGACGAGAUAUUCGAUGGAGGUGUCUCUGCAAACAUGGGGAAAAUUACCCGCCUCAGUACCAGGCGGUAUUUGGACAGCGAUCUGGAAGAUGAGGGUGUGGAGAGGAGGAUCCAGCAGGACCACAGCAGGCUCUCCAAGGCACACCAGAAGGAGUCAAAGCAGUCUCAGAGGAAUGCUGCCAACGCUCGGGAGAGGGCGAGGAUGAGAGUGCUGAGCAAAGCUUUCUCCAGACUGAAAACAAGCCUACCCUGGGUUCCCGCAGACACCAAAUUGUCAAAACUGGACACGCUGCGUCUCGCAUCCAGCUACAUUUGUCACCUCAGACAGAUCCUGCAGGAGGACCGGCUGGAGGACAGCUUUGCACAUCCAGUCAGUCUGACAUGGCCCUUUAUGUCGACAGGAAGAUCAGAGGAGGACAUCUCAUCCGCUGUAAGACUUUGUGGCGCUACAGCGUAGUCCGUCUCUUUUCAUUAAGCAGCUCACCUAAAAAGCACCUCCAGAACUGACUUUGAGAUUUGCUUUCAUGUUCAACUGUCUGCAUAUUAUGGUUUUGUAGUUAAACAACUCUUGACUAGGAAC
Molecule: messenger RNA, 615 nt
Organism: Gambusia affinis (western mosquitofish)
Lineage: Eukaryota; Metazoa; Chordata; Actinopteri; Cyprinodontiformes; Poeciliidae
Gene: msc
Product: musculin
Exons: 2
Coding region: 1-492 (163 amino acids)
Biological process (GO): regulation of transcription by RNA polymerase II; skeletal muscle tissue development
Molecular function (GO): RNA polymerase II transcription regulatory region sequence-specific DNA binding; protein dimerization activity; DNA-binding transcription factor activity, RNA polymerase II-specific
Source: RefSeq, a predicted model, not a curated record